Marasmius oreades (fairy-ring Marasmius) is the source of this 1427-nucleotide messenger RNA. RefSeq lists its product as uncharacterized. Gene Ontology annotation, molecular function: ATP binding; protein kinase activity. The record is from RefSeq and is a predicted model, not a curated record. Gene Ontology annotation, biological process: protein phosphorylation; mitotic G2 DNA damage checkpoint signaling. The transcript is spliced from 12 exons. The coding region runs from base 53 to 1420 and encodes 455 amino acids. Gene Ontology annotation, cellular component: nucleus; site of double-strand break; cytoplasm. Lineage: Eukaryota; Fungi; Basidiomycota; Agaricomycetes; Agaricales; Marasmiaceae.
CUCAUGACCAUCAACAAACACGCGACGUGUCGACUCCUUACCAAACGCUACCAUGAGCUUCCCAAAGAUUAACGGGUUCCAGAUUUACGAGACACUCGGUGGAGGCGGUUUUUCAACUGUAUACAAAGCAGUACAUGUAGAAGACGACCGAGUGGUAGCUUGCAAAGUCAUACCACUGACAGAACAAACGACAGAGAAGGAGAGAAAGGACGCGGAGAAAGAGAUGAGAAUUCAUUCUCAACUCAAACAUCAACACGUUCUCGAGUUUUAUAAUGGUGCCAUCUUGGAACCGAGGCCACCAACUCGAUAUAUUCCUGGCUUUUAUAUGAUGUUGGAACUUGCCGCUGGAGGUGAUUUUUUCGACAAAAUAGCUCCAGACGUAGGGGUCUCGGACGAAGUGGCCCACCUUUACUUCAACGAACUACUCUUAGGAAUGCAAUACAUUCAUGGCGAGGGCGUCUGUCAUCGUGAUCUUAAACCCGAAAACCUCCUCCUGGAUGCUGCAGGAACGUUAAAAAUCGGUGAUUUUGGCUUAUCGGCCGUGUACAAACUCAAGCAGACUGGUCAAAAGCGAAACCUUUCAGAGCAAUGCGGAAGUCUUCCGUACGCCGCACCCGAGAUGAACUUGAAGAAAACCUAUUCGGGAGAGGCAAUUGAUGUAUGGGGUAUGGGGGUUAUCCUUUAUACCCUUCUAGCAGGCAAUACACCUUGGGACAAAGCGGCACCCUCUAGCAGUGAAUUCCGGGCCUACCUAGACGGAUCGAUAUUUCAGGAAGAUCCCUGGAAUCGGUUUAGUGCCGAUGCACUCUCUUUAUUACAAGGUCUUCUCGAUGUGAAUCCUUCCGAGCGCUUGUCGAUAUCUGGCAUUUCCAUGCAUCGGUGGUGUAUGAGGCCUAGUCAACUUGCCCGUAAAAGUGCAGCAGAGUUGGCAGAGAGACUUACAGAGUCGCUAAGGAUCAAUGGUGAUAUGGGCUACGUCUCCGCGGUUUCUGGCGAACUCUACGAAGUCGACAACGAUGGCGACUCAGCUAUGCAUUCCCAAUUUACUCAGUCAUUGAUGCUUUUCUCGCAAACCCAAUCCGGAACGCGGUAUACCCCUCAUCUGACGCGUUUCUAUGCAAACUUGGGGCCGGCAAUCCUCCUCGAGCUUGUCGCUGAAAGCCUAAAAACUCUUGGGGUGGAAUACAGGAAACCAAAAAGUAAUCCUGAAGGCAGGUUUAGGCUGCGGAUUGGUGGUUAUGAUCGGAGGAAGGAGAUGUUUAAAGGGUGGGUUGAGGUUGAAAACUUUACGUUUAGGUCUUAUGAAGGAAGUUAUGUGGUUAUGCAACGAGAUUUGGGAAACCCGAUCUCGUGGAGACAGCUUUGGAAGGCCAUCAUAGUAUCGCCGGAGGUCGAACCGCAUGUUUAUAAGAAGAACUAGCUUUUUU